AUGACAAACCACUACUACUCCGCUCCAAAACAUAACCGCUCCAUACCAACAACACCAUUCGGAGAUGCAACGAGCUUCGAUCUAACCCUCGUCUCGGUCGACAACCUCCAGUGUAAACGUCGGAUCGGCCACCGGUUUAGAGUGUACGCAGAGGUCCAACUAGAUGGCGGCAAGGUCACGAAAACCGACACGUACGAGGCGGGAGGGCCGGAUCCGACGUGGAACUUCACCGUGCAUUACCCUGUAGCAGAUGUAACGGGAGGGAAUCUGGUGGUGCGUCUCUACUAUAAGAGAAGUGUGGGACACGCUUCUAUUGGUGAGGUGAACAUUGAUGUGAGUAGACUUUUCGAUGGUUGGCGUGACUCUCGUCAGAAUACUAAGACAUUCCAGUUGCCGAAGGGGGAAUUGAAUGUUACCUAUCGUUUUGUAUGA
Molecule: messenger RNA, 432 nt
Organism: Salvia hispanica
Lineage: Eukaryota; Viridiplantae; Streptophyta; Magnoliopsida; Lamiales; Lamiaceae
Source: RefSeq, a predicted model, not a curated record